Cryphonectria parasitica EP155 is the source of this 775-nucleotide messenger RNA. RefSeq lists its product as uncharacterized. The transcript has a single exon. NCBI's taxonomy places the organism in Eukaryota, Fungi, Ascomycota, Sordariomycetes, Diaporthales, Cryphonectriaceae. Bases 105 to 290 code for a protein of 61 amino acids. The record is from RefSeq and is a predicted model, not a curated record.
GGCAUCGCAUGGCAUCGCAUUGCCUAAUUAGCGAACGCAAGUCGUCCGAGGCCCUGUUUCUGUUACAUCACAAAGCGCGCCUCCCGCGUGCCUCGUGCCUCCCGAUGACACCCUCUCAUCUGCACGAUCCCACCACCACGCCGCGCCCCAAGCCCCUAACCCAGAAAGAAAAAACCGGACUCGAGGCGCUGGCCGCGGGUGCACGCGUGACGGCCCCGGCCGCCUCGGGGAGAAUAUUCGAGAUUGCGGCGCCGCUUGAGUGCGUGUGUUUGCAUCAUCGCAUCCCAUAAUCUCCAAGUCGUCCCAUCAGACCGCGGCGAUAGCAAAAAUUCAACCUGGGCCCUUGCAUCCAGUGAGGCAAAUAAAGAAAAAAGAAAGUAAUAAGAAGAAGAAAAAAGGGGACUAGGCCCCUUUUCCCCCACCCCUCAUGAUUCCCCAUCACCUGCAUAUGCCCACGAUGUUUUCCGAAGUGCUUACAGGACCCUAAUGCUUUAUGCUUUUUGUGGUCGGACCAGCGCCACGAGGAGCCAAUGGAGCAACCCUGAAGCCUUAUCAGGGUCGAUUGCGUGAUCGAGAAGCGAGCCCAAAAGGCGCUGGGUUUCUGUCGAGGAGAGAGCCAACGGGGGACCGGAUGUGUGAGCAGGGCUCUCUUUCCGCACCUGCAGGAUGGUUUCUCGAGCCCCCUAGUCCAGCCCUUGAUACCUCACAGCGCUCUGUUUUGCUGCCGGCUGGUGUCUUCCAGAUAGACUCGGCCAUGUCUCUUUUGCUCCCCGGC